GUUCAACUGAAUCGACGCAAGCGUUGCAGCACGCGCAGCAGCUCCCUAUUCUGGGCAGCAGCAAAACCAAGAGGCGGCUUCGGGCAGGAAGGGUGUUGUUUCUGCAUACAAGAGGUUCUUCAUAGUGGAAGGGAGCGCGCUGUCAAUGUAGCGACAAACGCUUUCUUGGCUUCCCUGCUGGUGGUCAUUUCGUCCUUUGGAGAGGGCGAACGCUUUCGCUUCUGACUUUUGUUUGAAGGGCGCUAGCGGGUGCGCCUAACAUGCAGGAGUAGGCCGUCGGUUUUGAUAAAGCAGGAGGUUUCAAAAGUUGAGCUGGAAAGCAGGCGGACAUAGACAGUCCUUUUCCUGUGCAGCUGCAAUCGGAGCCUGAUUCUCAUGCACCUAGAAAGCUAGCUGCAGCAUCCGGACAGCAUGGCCACUCGUGUGGAUCCUCCUGAGGGGACCUGUCCUCCUGGGAAGCACCAGUUCAUGCUUUGGAGGACUCUGUUUGAGAUUGACACAAAGUACCAACCAAUCAAACCCAUUGGCAAGGGAGCGUACGGGGUCGUGUGCUCUGCACGGAAUUCAGAGACCGGGGAGAAGAUAGCCAUCAAGAAGAUCAGCAAUGCGUUUGAGAAUGCCACGGAUGCGCGCAGGACCCUGCGAGAGAUUCGGUUGCUGCGGCAUCUCUACCACGAGAACAUCAUCGCCGUGAAGGACAUCAUGAAGCCGCUGGGAAGGCGGACGUUUAACGACCUGUACAUUGUGUAUGAAUUGAUGGACACGGACCUGCACCAGAUCAUCCGGUCGUCCCAAACCCUGACAGAUGAUCACUGCCAAUACUUUAUCUAUCAGCUCCUGCGUGGCCUCAAGUACGUGCACACGGCCAACGUCCUCCACCGAGACCUCAAGCCGAGCAACCUGCUCCUCAACGCCAGCUGCGACCUCAAGAUCUGCGACUUCGGCCUCGCGCGCACCGGCUCCGAGAAGGGCUUCAUGACAGAGUACGUCGUCACGCGGUGGUACCGCGCCCCGGAGCUUCUGCUCUCCCAAGAGGAGUACACGUCGGCGAUCGACGUCUGGUCGGUCGGGUGCAUCUUUGCGGAGCUGCUGGCGCGCAAGCCGCUGUUUGCGGGCAAGGACUACAUCCACCAGCUGAAGCUGAUCAUCGGCGUGAUCGGGUCGCCGGACGAGGACGACCUCAUGUUCAUCCACAGCCAGAAGGCGCGCAGCUACAUCCGGUCGCUGCCCUACACGCCGCGCAUGCCGCUCGCGCGCCUCUUCCCGCGUGCAAACCCCCUCGCGCUCAACCUGAUUGACAGGAUGCUGGUGUUUGACCCCAAGAAGCGGAUUGGCGUUCAGGAGGCACUGGAACAUCCAUACCUUGCCAUGUUGCACGAUGCGGCUGUUGAGCCUUCGGCCCCAGCGCCAUUUGAGUUCGACUUUGAGGAGGAGGAGCUAAAGGAGGCGGACCUUAGAGAAAGGGUGUGGCAGGAGAUGUGCCACUACCAUCCAGAGGCUUUCAACGAAUCUUGACGGUAGGAGGUUCUGGUGGUUAGGAAGCAGUGGGGAGGUUACGAGCCCCACCGUUAAGUUUAUGGGGAUGGCAUUAGGAACAUCCGAUGCCUAUUGCGUUUCCAACAAACGGGUCAUGCAAAGCUGACAAACAAUUUUUGAACUUUUGGAGAUCAACCCGAAGAAGUCUUGAGAUUAAGCAAAAGAUGGUGCAUAGAUCUGUACGUCUUUGAGAUGUUGAAGUUGUCAAUCAGAGGCCAAACCAAAGAAGGUGUCUAUAGGGGCAAAGGAUUGAUAUGACCCCGACUGUAUUUUGAGUUCAAUCUGGACCAGGUGUUUGAGAUGCUCUUGUACUUCCAAUGACAAACUUGCGCUCCGGUUCUCUAUGCAUGAAUUAUUUGUUCCACCAAAGUAAAGUUGAUGAAGUCCCGGUUGAGAAUUCCAGCAGUUGGCACCGUCUGUUGUUGCUUGAG
Klebsormidium nitens is the source of this 1967-nucleotide messenger RNA. The record is from the annotation of a GenBank genome assembly. Lineage: Eukaryota; Viridiplantae; Streptophyta; Klebsormidiophyceae; Klebsormidiales; Klebsormidiaceae.